Molecule: messenger RNA, 3309 nt
Organism: Leptidea sinapis
Lineage: Eukaryota; Metazoa; Arthropoda; Insecta; Lepidoptera; Pieridae
Product: thioredoxin-related transmembrane protein 1-like
Exons: 7
Coding region: 8-937 (309 amino acids)
Source: RefSeq, a predicted model, not a curated record
ACUAGGUAUGUCAAAAAUUAUUAGAAAUUCAGACAUGGCGCGGCUUGCAAGGAUUUCUUCGGUGGUAAAUUUUUGCCUAAUUUCUACAUUACUUUUAUGUAUUUGUACAAAUCCUACUAGUGCAGAUGUUGAACUAAAUGAAGACAACUGGACACAGAUCCUAGAAGGCGAAUGGAUGGUGGAAUUUUAUGCACCUUGGUGUCCAGCAUGCAAUGCCCUGUAUCCAGCAUGGAAAGAGCUCUCCAACCGAGCCUAUGGCAAGAAGCUGGCUAUGAGACUUGCAGCUGUUGACGUCACUAAAUCUCCAGGGCUCAGCGGCCGAUUUGUUGUCACAGCUCUACCUACUAUAUUCCACGUCAAAGACGGAAUAUUUCGCCAAUACAAGGGUCCAAGGGACGCGAUUUCGAUGCUCGAUUACGUAGAGAAUGCCAAAUGGAAGCAGGCGGAACCAGUUCCAUCAUGGAAGGCGCCAGACUCGCUCCAGAUGGGUGUGGUGGCACAUUUCUUCAAACUCAGCCAGGGUUUAAGGAGUGUACACACUAUGCUCAUGGAGACGUAUGGCCUGCCAACUUGGGGCUCCUACCUGAUAUUCGCUGUUGCCACCAUAUUCGUUGGAGCACUGCUCGGACUGCUUCUCGUGUGUGUGAUAGACCUGUUCUACCCACCACGUCGCUUCGAGAGAGUGCUGGUAACGAGCGACGAGGUUGAGAAACGGAAUAGAAACUAUGAUGAGAAGAAGUCUGAUGAUACGAGUAUAUUCAAUGAGCUGAUAAAUGAUGACAUAAUAGAUGAUGAAGAGAACAUCCACAACAGUGAUGCCGAGAAGAAUUCUCCAAGCGAUACAUCAGAUGAAGAGAAAAAGGAUGAUGGGGCUGGUGAGGGAGGGAAGUGUGACAAACCUGAGGCAAGGAAGAGGAGGCCACGGAAGGCUGAUUAGAUCUCGGAAGGAGGUUUUGUGGCUCGUAUGAGGGCUUAACCCGCCUCGUACCCUUAGUGCUACAUUUCACUGGGACACCAUAGCGGCGCAACCAGUCGCGCCACUGUGGUGUCCGUAAGCUACCAAACUAGACACCAGAGUCACGACACCACACUGAGACAGUAUCAAAAUUUAUCUCGAAGAGAUAGCACCAAUGCUGUAGGUAAAUAGGAAAAGAGAAAAGUUUAAGAGAAAAUAGAAACAGUGGUGGGUUUAUUCUUAUAUAGCCUUAGCGUUUCAUGUUUAGAUCUCAAUCGGAAUUAUCUAACGAGGAACAAUUCUAAAUCUAUGCUCUUAUAUGAAUUUCGGUAAUAAAUCUUUCUGUAUCGAAAUUAUUAACAAACUCAUUUCAAAAAUAAGCCCACAGUGCACAUGUAUUGCAUGUAAUGAGGUGGUAGCUUCAGUGGCGGCCGAGUGAGUGUGACAUCAUACACCUCUAAAUAAUUAGUGGUGGCGCGACCAGUAACUUUAUUUGCACCCGUCCGAGCUGGUCGCGCCACCAGAUUGGUUCUCUCAACUCUCUAUAAAGCUGUAUAUAUUUUGUUGGUAGCGGCGACUGGUUGCGCCACCUUGGUGUCCCAGUGAAAUGUAGCCCUAACAGUAAUAAUUGUACUUUGCGGGCAGCAAACAUACGUUUUAGUUUUAGUAUAACGGGUAAGACACUAACAAUAUUUAAGGAGAAGACUAAAUACUCCCUCAUCGUCGUAAUAAUAAUAUAAUAAAAUUUGGCACUUGAAAUAAAACGUGGAUAAUCACCACACUUAUAUGCGAGUAGUAGUUAAGCGCAAGCACCGACAGGUCCGUAUGUCCGCUUCCCCGCUUCAUACUUUCCAAUCGAUUAGUUUGUAAUCCGUGCGACCAUGUGUUAAGUAAUUAAUUACUUGACUUUCGGUUAAGCUUACCAAGUAGUCAAUUAUAUCCUUGAGUACUGUUAGUGUCACACCCGUCAGUAUAUUCUGAUAUUAACGAUAUCCGCUAAUAAAUACGCGUCUAUAUAUAUACUAUAUAGCUUACACUAUCUUUGAAUAUUACAUUCUUACGUCAUAUAAAUUAAACCUCAAUUAUACUAGACACCAUACAGAUACCAGUCAUAACGCGUACAAGGUGGUUGCGCCACCGUGAUGUCCCGGUGAAAUAAUAACCUUUAUAGUGAGUGUCAUUUGGUUUGCAAUAGUUUGUCAAAUCCCUAUUAGUAGGUAAUUAUUAUUACCAGUAUAAGAUAUUCACACAAAUAUUACUAUAGAUCUUAAUGCAUUUAACUUUUGUAUAAUAAUUUUAUUAUUGAAGUUACUUGGGAUAUUUUGUGUCGCUCAGUAUUUACGUAAUUAUUUUUAGUCGCACCAAAAUUAGUUUUUAGUAUGCACUGAGUAUUAUUGUUUAGUUGGCCGUUUUGUAUCGCCGGUGUUUAUGAGCCGCUUUUUAUAAGAUUUUUUUAAAAUGUCGAGAAUUUUGACAAGUUUAAAUUAUUAAUGAAAAUUAGUGCUAUUUUAUUCCGUUUUAAUAUUUUUGACAAAUCCUUGCAAGAACACACAUAAUGAUGUUCCCAACUUAUGAUUUUUUGUUUUUAAGAUAAAUUUUAAGUAUUAAUUUUUCUGAACAGGUAAAUCUAUAUAUAAGAAGCUUUCUAGUUGUAUAUUAAUAAUCGCCCAUUCAUUUUUUAUUAAUAACAUUCCUUUACAAUUGAAUCACAAUAAUGCUCAACCAAGGCUUAUUACGUAUGCAGGAUGAUUUUGCCGCGCAGCACAGUCAAUAUCGGUCAGUGAACUAUUUCUAAUGUCUUCUCUAUCACGCGUAUUGUUGCGUCUCGCUUUAACUGGAUCUUAUUGCGAGGUAUUAAGGGGCCAUCCAUAAAUUACGUCACACGUUAAGGGGGAUGGGUGGACGUUUGUCCAAAAUCUUGUGGCAUCACAUUUUUUCAAAAUAUAAUAUUUCAUAUCUAAGUAUUACAACACUAAAUUUAAACUACAUACCUACUGAACUUGCAAAUAUACUUGAUAUUAUUUUUUUGUUCUGUUAUUUUUCAUGCCAUUUAAAUGGAGAUAACAAUAAUUAUUUUGGAAGACUGCUGUUUAAACAAUUUCAUACGUUUAUUAAUGUAUAAUUGUGAAAUCAUUCUAGUACGUGGGUCUCUCACAAAAUCAUGAAAUUCGUGUGACGUAGUUUAUGGAUUGCCCCCAAGGACAUUGACCAGAUGUUUUUGUGCUCUGUGAUUAUUAGAUAGUAGAUUAGUAUAGAAUGUUUAAUUGUUAAAUUGCCUUGUACAAGGACUAACAAUUAUUAAUUUGUAUAAUUAACAGUGAUUCGCUAAUUAUUAAUUAAACGUAUUUAUAGUA